This is a messenger RNA of Plasmodium cynomolgi strain B, 3837 nucleotides long. Its product is annotated as 26S proteasome subunit. Gene Ontology annotation, cellular component: proteasome regulatory particle, base subcomplex; proteasome complex; nucleus. Gene Ontology annotation, biological process: proteasome-mediated ubiquitin-dependent protein catabolic process; regulation of protein catabolic process. NCBI's taxonomy places the organism in Eukaryota, Apicomplexa, Aconoidasida, Haemosporida, Plasmodiidae. The record is from RefSeq and is a predicted model, not a curated record. Bases 1 to 3822 code for a protein of 1273 amino acids. The transcript is spliced from 3 exons. Gene Ontology annotation, molecular function: enzyme regulator activity.
AUGGACUUUGAGAAGAACCUGCACCAAAGUGACAUCGUGACGUCGGCAUCGGGUGUCAUAGCACUGCUGAACGAAGAAGAAGCGAGUUUGAAAAUCUUCGGGUUGGAAAAACUGAAUGCCAUUGUGGAUGUAUAUUGGCCCGAGUUAGCAGAUUAUAUUUUUAAAAUAGAAGAACUAUGUGAGGACCAGAAUUUUGUUGGAAAAGAGCUAGCCAAUUUGGUGGCUAGUAAGGUUUAUUUCCAUUUGGAAAAAUACCCUGAAGCGUUGAAGUAUGCACUGUGUGCAGGAAAACUGUUUAACAUAAACGAGAAGUCGCAGUAUGUCGAAACGAUGCUAGCCAAAUGUAUAGAGAAGUAUGUGGAGAUUCGGGAGAGGGACUAUGAGGGUCAAGUCAUAAGUAGCAGCAGCAGCAACAGCAACAGACGUGGUGGCAACAAUCAUAGCGGUAACAACCACAGCAGCAGUGAUACCCACUUGGCGCACAGCAAUAUACAUCAGGGAGAUGGGAGCAACGAAGGGAGCAUCGAAGGGAACAACGAGGUGAACCAUAACAAUUACGUGGACGGAGGCUCCUAUACGAACCAUAUGGGACCAGACAACACAUACAACAGAAGCAAUUUCAAUCUUUACAAUAAUCACGAAAGUAGUAACGAAAAAAUGAAAACCGAUACAGAUAUUUUUAAGGAAGAUCUAAAUAACGAAAUUCAUCAAAAGAUGGAACAAUUCGUUGAUGAAAUGUUAGAAAUCUGCAUGCAGAAUAAUAGCGUGAAGGAAGCUUUAGGGGUGGCGUUAGAUGCUAGAAGAUUAGAUAAAGUAGAAUAUAUAAUUCUAAAUUGUCCAAAUAAGAUCGAGUUAUUACAACACUCUAUUGCAAAUGAAAGGCAUAUUAAUACAACGAAAAAGUUUAGAAAUGAUUUUUUCAAAUUGCUAGUUAAAAUAUAUCUUUCAAUGGAUCCAGAAGAAUUAAAAAGUGAAUAUAUAAAUUUAUGUGAAUGUUUAUUUUACAUUAAUGAUUAUAAAAAGGUUGCUGAGAUUUUAUUAAGUUUGAUUAACGACUAUCAUUUGAUGGCAUAUCAGAUUUCUUUUGAACUUGUAGAUUUGGAAAAUCGGAACUUUUUAAAAAAUAUUUUAAAACAGAUUAAAGAAAUUUUGAUACAGAAUAAGUCUUUUUACUAUGGGGAGCAUAGUUAUUCUGGAGAAUCGAAGAAGCGCUCCAACCUCCAUUUGGGUGCAGACUGUGCUGCGGAUGACGAUGUGGUCAAGGGGGAUGACGUGGACAAGGGGGAUGACGUGGUCAAGGGGGACGGUGUGGUCAAGGGGGACGGCGUGGUCAAGGGGGACGACGUGGUCAAGGGGGACGAUGUGGCCAAGGGCGAGGAGGUUCCGAGCACAGUUCCGCAGCAGGAGGAGUCCGCCCCGGGGGCGGCGCAGGACGACUCGGAAAAGAAGAACGCAGACGAGGGGAGUGGUCAGGACACCGGUGGCAGCGGCGAGGGCGACAGUGCUGCCAAUGGGAUUAACGCGGCCAACGGGGGGAAUGCGGCCAACGGGGUCAACGCGGCGAAUGGCAACAGCAACAGCCUGGCGAGCAGGGAGGAGGACAGGCAGAGGCUCUCCGACGACGUGCUCAUGUACAUAAGCGAGAACCACAAGCUGUACGAAAAAAUCAAAAAGCUCGUGUUCAUACUGACGGGGAAGGUGACGAUAAACUUGUAUAUGGAAUUCCUGCACCGAAAUAACCACGCCGAUUUGAUUCUGCUGGAUAGUUACAAAAAUGUAGUAGACUCCAGAAGCAGCAUUACUCACCAUGGGAUCGUUAUAGCGCACGGGUUGAUGCAGACAGGCACGACAUGUGACGUGUUCCUGCGCUCCAACAUUGAGUGGUUAUCCAAGGCGAUAAAUUGGGCCAAAUUUUCCUCCACAGCAUCUCUUGGUGUGGUCUACAAAGGACACGUGAACGAAUCAUUUAUCGUCCUGUCAUCACAUUUACCAUACAAUGAUGUGUCGAGACAAAUUACAAAUAAUCUGAACGUAGGUAUAUCCCCCAGUGGAGUGUACUCAGAGGGUGGUUCCCUAUAUGCCCUUGGGUUAAUACAUGCAAAUUAUAACACAAAUGAUAAGAAGGUGAAAAACUUUUUACUAGCUCAGUUAAAAUUAAAUGUAAACGAUGAGGUGUUACAACAUGGUUGCUGCUUAGGGUUAGGGUUAGUGUGUAUGGGGGAAAAUGAUGACGACCAAGUGUAUGAUGAGCUAAAGGGGGUUAUGUAUUCAGACUCAGCAGUAGCAGGGGAAAGUGCAGCAUAUGCAAUUGGACUCUUAAAACUUGGAAGUGGUGAUGAAAAAUGCGUAGACGAAUUACUAGCCUAUGCACAUGACACCCAACAUGAAAAAAUAACGAGAGCUUGUAGCAUUAGUCUAGGAUUCGUAAUGUUCCAAAAGGAAAAAGAAGCAGACAUUUUGAUUGAAGAAUUAAUUAACGAUAAGGAUGCCAUCAUACGAUAUGGAGGAAUGUUUACUAUAGCUAUGGCGUACUGUGGUUUAUCUAGCUACAAUAAGCAUAUAAUAAAAAGGCUACUGCACUUUUCCGUAUCAGAUGUAAGUGAUGAUGUUAGGAGAGCAGCCGUUAUAGCAUUAGGUUUUGUAUUAUGUAACAGUCCAUCUCAAGUGCCCAUGUUUUUAAAUCUCCUAAUUGAGAGCUACAACCCCCAUGUACGUUACGGGGCUGCACUAGCAUUAGGAAUCGCGUGUGCUGCAUCAGGAAAUGAAGAAGCUGUUAACAUGCUCAUGCCAUUACUAACCGAUACUACCGAUUUUGUGAGACAAAGUGCAUUCAUAUCGUUAGGACUAAUUUUCCAGCAAUCGAAUGAGCAUGUAAAUCCAAAUUUUAAAAAAUAUAAAGAAGAAAUUAUGCGUAUUUUAUCAGACAAACAUGAGGAUAUUAUUGCCAAAUUUGGUGCCAUAGUAGGUGCUGGGUUGUUAGAUAUAUGUGGAAGGAACGCUAUUUCGACCUUCUUCACAAGAAGAGCAAAUAUUAUUAGACCACAAGCAGCUGUUGGUUUUUGUUUAUUCAGCCAACUGUGGUAUUGGUUUCCAUUAAUCCAUAUGAUUAGCUUGACCUUCCUUCCGACUUGCUUAAUUGGACUAACUGAAGAUUUGAAAGUGCCAAAGAAUUUUUCCGUCCUUUCCACGUGCAAGAAUCAGACCUUUGAUUAUCCUUCCUUUUUAAGCAAAGAAAAAGCGCAAGAAAAGAAAGAAACCGUCACGGCUGGUCUGUCCACUACUGCGAAACGGAAAACACUAAAAUUGAAGAAGCAGAAAAGUGAGAACAAAUUGGCCAAGGAGAAAACUGCUCUGGAUGACAACAGCUCCGUUUUAUCUGAUGGGAAGUCCAUGAAGAAUUUGGAGAUCCUCAGCACGGCUGCUACAGUGGGGCAGUCCAGUCACGUGUCCCAUGCGGAGAGCGUCGAGGGCAGUGCCAAUGACGAGACCACGAAUGAGCAGGCCAACGAGACUAGCAACUUUUCCAACUUGCAGAAAAUGAAGAAGGCCGACACCAAGGGCAAGGUCUCCACUAUGCAGUCCAUCAACAACACGGUCGACAUGAAAAACCCUUGCAGAGUAAUCAAAAUGCAAGAAAAGUUCAUCGAAUACCAGGCCAACAGUAGAUUUAAGCCCAUCCUUCCCUCGCGAAAAUCGGGUUUCAUCAUGCUUGUGGACACGGCACCCUCGGAGCCAUCCGACUUCAUCGAAAUAAACCUCGAGAACAGCGCGAAGAAGGAGGCCCCCCCCUUUGAGCCCUUCGCGUGGAAAGAAGAAAAUUGAUCACACUGGCGCAGC